AAAAGCUAAACAAGACUCACCUUGACAGUUUAGGAGACUAAACGAAAGUAAAAGGAAGGACGCCAUUUCGAGGGUUUAAACCUUUUAAGUCGAUGUAUAAACAGCCCGCAUGUUUCGUGCAAACGUUUGAAGGUAAAUUGCCAUCGAGUUUGAAGAUAUUUCAUUGAAGGGACACUUUUAAAUGCACAUAAUUUGUCUGCAGUCACACUCAUUUUGAGACACAGAAAGUAGGAGGGCAGCACGUCCAAAAUGAGUUUCCAUGAGGAAAGAGUUGAUGAAGACAUUAUGCCUGAAGCGAGUUCUUCAAGUGAUGAAUCCAUACACAAUUUUCCCCCUAAAAUCAGUGAUGCAACAGCGACCUUUGACCCCUGCAGGAGGAAGAGAUUGAGAUCAGAAUCUCUAGAACCCAGCGGUGUGUUUGUGAAGAGUAACAGAUCCAUGAAGAUUCAACCCCCUGCAUUCAGUGAUGAACCAGUGACCUCUUACCCUUUCAGGGGGGAGAUGCAUGAGCUGAUCAGAUCUGUGUCGUCCUCUGCAUCCCACUAUCAGACCCACAUUAGGCGCGACACAGUCCUGCAGAAACACACAACGGACACUGUAGAUCUGCAGAGAGUCAAAGACCAGCACAAAACCAGCACGAAGAACAAGUAUGAGAGAUUAUUUGAGGGAAUCAAACUCCAAGAGAAUGAAACCCUCCUGAACAAGAUCUACACAAAGCUCUACAUCAUAGAGGGAGAGAGUGAAGGAGUGAAUGAAGAACAUGAGGUUUUACAGAUGGAGAAAACAGCCAGAACAAAACACUCACAAGACACUCCAAUCUACAGCAAUGACAUCUUUAAAGCUUCACCUGAACCAGGAUGUGAGGAGAAAGACCAGAUCAAGACUGUUCUUACUAAAGGCAUCGCUGGAAUUGGAAAAACUGUCUCUGUGCAGAAGUUCAUUCUGGACUGGGCCGAGGGAAAAGCCAAUCAGGAUGUAGAUUUCAUGUUUGUGCUUCCAUUUCGAGAGCUGAACUUGAUCCAAGAUUACCAGUACAGUCUUCAGAGACUUCUUCUGGCCUUUCAUCCUGAACUUCAAGAUCUGGACUCAAAGAUUUAUGAGGAGUGUAAAGUUGUGUUCAUCUUUGAUGGUCUGGAUGAAAGCAGAAUCACACUGAUGUUUUCAGAUGAUCAGAAAGUUUGUGAUGUGACUGAGACUUCAUCAGUGGGUGUGUUGAUGUCAAAGCUCAUGAAAGGAGAGCUGCUUCCCUCUGCUCUCAUCUGGAUCACCUCCAGACCAGCAGCAGCCAAUCAGAUCCCCUCCAAAUACAUCAACCGUCUGACAGAAAUUCAGGGAUUCACUGAGCCUCAGAAGGAGGAAUAUUUCAGGAAGAGAAUCAGUGACCAGCAUCAAGCCAGCAGAAUCAUCUCACACAUCAGAAGAGCAAGAAGCCUCCACAUCAUGUGCCACAUCCCCGUCUUCUGCUGGAUCUCAUCCACUGUGCUUCAGAAGCUCCUGGAAGAAGAUCUGAGUGCAGAAAUCCCUCAAACUCUCACUGAAAUGUACAUCCACUUCCUGCUGAUUCAGAUCGACAUGAGGAACCAGAAGUAUGAAGAGAGAGAUCCAGAGAAACUCCUGCAGACCAACAGAGAAGUGAUUGUGAAACUUGCUGAAGUGGCUUUCAAACAGCUGAUGAAGGGCAAUGUGAUGUUCUAUGAGGAGGACCUGAUUGAGAGCGGCAUAGACAUCACUGACGCUUCAUUGUAUUCUGGGAUUUGCACUGAGAUCUUUAAGGAGGAAACUGUGAUUCAUCAGAGGAAAGUCUACAGCUUCAUUCAUCUGAGCACUCAGGAGUUUCUAGCUGCUUUCUAUGUGUUUUACUUUCACAUAAGCAGCAAUUCCAACGCAUUAUUAGAUUCACUGCAAAAUUUGCAUAAAAGAGCAGUAGAUAAAGCUCUUGAGAGUGAGAAUGGACAGCUGGAUCUGUUCCUGCGGUUCCUGCUGGGCAUCUCACUGGAUUCCAAUCAGAGACUCUUACAGGAUCUACUGACACACACAGAGAACAGUUCAGAGACCAUCAGGAGAACUACACAGUACAUUAAAGAGAAGAUCAAAGAUGGACAUGGACUCGCCACUGAAAGAUCCAUCAAUCUGUUCCUCUGUCUGCUGGAAGUGAAAGAUCAGACUCUGUCCAGAGAGAUUCAGGAGUUUGUGAAAUCAGACAAACACUCAGAGAAGAAACUAUCUCCUGCUCACUGCUCAUCAAUUGCCUACAUGCUUCAGAUGUCAGAGGAGGUGCUGGAUGAGCUGGACCUCAAGAAAUACAACACAUCAGAUGAGGGGAGAAGAAGACUGAUACCAGCUGUGAUCAACUGCAGAAAAGCUCUUUUAGCUGGCUGUAAUCUCUCAGAUCAGCACUGUGGAACUGUGUCAUCAGUUCUGCAAUCCUCAAUCUCUGUCCUGAAAGAGCUGGAUCUGAGUAACAAUGACCUGCAGGAUUCAGGAGUAAAGCUGCUCUCUGAUGGAUUGAAGAGCCCAAACUGUCAGCUGGAGAUACUGAGGUUGUCUGGCUGUAUGGUGACAGAGGAAGGCUGUGGUUAUUUGUCUUCAGCUCUGAGUUCAAACCCCUCACACCUGAGAGAGCUGGAUCUGAGCUACAAUCACCCAGGACAAUCAGGAGUCCAGCUGCUCAAACACAAACUGGAGGAUCUAAACUACAAACUGCAGAUACUCAAUGUGGAUAAUGGAGAACAUUUAAGAAUCACACCAGGGCUGAGAAAAUAUGCCUGUAAUCUCACACUGGAUCCAAACACCAUAAACACUCAACUCGUGUUGUCUGAUGAGAAGAGGAAGAUCAUACAUGUGACAGAGCCGCAGUUGUAUCCUGAUCAUCCAGAGAGAUUUGAUGCUUGUGAGCAGGUUCUGUGUGUUGAGAGUCUCACUGGACGCUGUUACUGGGAGGCUGAAUGGAGUGGGAAGGGUGCUGAAAUAGUAGUGUCAUAUAAAGGCAUCAGGAGGAAAGGAGUGAGUGAUUGCUGGUUUGGAUACAAUGACAAAUCCUGGAGUCUGUACUGUUGUGCUAAUGAAUUCACUAUCUGGCACAAUAAUGUAAGCAAUAAUAUACCCUUCCCUUUAUCCUCUACCAGAGUAGGAGUGUAUCUGGACGUGUUGGCUGGCACUCUGUCCUUCUACAGUGUCUCUGACACACACACACUCACACACUUACACACAUUCAACACCACAUUCACUGAACCCCUCUAUGCUGGAUAUGCAGUUUAUGCUGAUUCUUCAGUGUCUCUAGUGUCAGAUUAAACAACUUGCUGUGAGACACAACUGAGACAUCACAAACAAGAGUCACUUUUCCAAGCAGAAACAUUUUUUCCUCUCUUUUUAAAAACGAAAUAGCUAACACAGUGUAAAUAACAUCUAAUUGCAUCUAAUAAUAGUAGCUGCCAUUUUUUAAAUGGCUUACACUUCUCUAAAUCUAACCAACAGAACAAUAAAACACUGUUGAAGGAUUUAAGCUGUUCUUUUCAAACAAAUAUUAAGUCUAGAUGUAAUGUUAAAUUAAAAUUUAACUUAUGGUUAAUAUAGUAAUAUGGCAAUAGUGUAGUAUACAAGAAAAUGUCAUUUAAAUUAAAUCAGUUUAAGUAAAAACAAAAUAAAAAAAUAAAAUUAAUAAUAAUAAUUUAUAAUUACAUUUAUUGUACUGUGUGUGUAUAUUUAGAAUGUGUUUUAUUAUGAAUAUGUUAACCAUUGUUUUUCAUGCACUGGUAAAUUUUGAGAUUUUGGGAUACUUUCCCAGAUAGCAAGAGAGCAGGUGAAAACCAUUGAAUCAAUGUUAAAAAUUGUUGAUUUGUCAAUGUUAAGGGCAUUGAAUUAAUAUCACUUUUUCACCGCAAUUAUUGUUGAAAUUUCAACAAACCACCAUUAUUGUGAUCAGUGUUUGCUUUAGUUGGGCUCUUGACUCUUGCUUUUCAGUAGUAGUAGUACCUUUAUUCAUCCCCUUGGGGAAAUUUAGUUUUCAGUGACUUGUUUCCAUAUGCGGUUUCUCACAAAAGACAAAUACAACAGAUUUCACAUUAAGACAAAAACAAAUCCUCAACACUUAGUCAAAAAAAAAAAAACAGUCUCUUCUUACUCAUCUUUCAUUUAAAAACUUCACUGCCUGUGAUAUAAAAUGCUUUUCACCCCUAUAUACCCUGGUAUCCUAAAUCUUCUACCUGAAGGCAAAAGCUCAAACUCAUUAUGCAGUGGAUACCUAUUGUCAGAUAUAAUUUUCAUAGCUUUACCAAGACAUCUAGUCUGAUAAAUUUGAUGUAAACCCAUCGCAGGGAUACCAAGUAUUUUACUCGCAGUACUUAAAGUUUUUCUGAACAAACUCUUUUGUUUCACCGUAACAUUCCCGAACCAGCAGAUAAUACAAAAGGUCAAUACACUUUCAAUAAAAGAGUUAUAAAACACCUUUAACAAUGAAGGGCUUACGCUAAAUGACACCAUCUUCCUGUGGAAAUAUAAUCUUUGCUGACCUUUUUUGCUCACAGCGUCAGUCCAUUUAUCCCACCUCAAUUUGUGAUCUAAAACAACUCCAAGGUAUUUCAACCCGUUCUCACUCCCAAAUGGUCACAUAUUGAAGCUUGGUCAGGACCACUUAGCGUUUCAUUUUUCGACUUGCAGGGUCCUCCGUUGCUUUAAGUAGGAAACCCUUAGCGUCAAUAUGCCGACGCCAUACUGGGAAUUUUAUCGUCAUAAUUAAAUUAUAUAUUGGGUAUUAUUGCAUAUAUGUUGGGGUGUGAUUUUUCAAUGUAAACAGCCACAACAGUUUUAUUUAUAUUACAUUAUUUACACAUUUAUGAGCACAUAACCCAACCUCUGCCCCUAAACCUACCAUUUGUCAAUAAAACACAAGAUAUAACAGGCAGAUACAACUACCGUCACAAUUUAUUCGAAACAUACUAAUAUUCCAAGUCUUCCGAGGCAAAACGGUUGAUUUGUGAGAGGAAUAGACGCGAUCGCCGUCAAGCUCAUCCUGUUUGCUGCUGUCUGUGCGCAAAUUAAAAAAAUGCCGCCAGAAAGUCAGCCUUGGUUGUGAAAUGCUAUUGGCUCUUGUGUGUCUCGUGACCGAUUUUAUUUUAUUUUUUUUUUGUAAGUAUUUUCUGUUAAUUCAUAGAAGCCAUAUCUCUGCUAUAAUCUCACACUGUGGUAUCAUACGUUAUUCUCACAUAAAUAACACAAAUUUGCCUGCAAUUAUUUAAAUAAUCUCACAAUGAUUAUAGUCACCAUCACCCAGUGGCUCUUAGUUUUCAUCACUUCAACCAAUGUAUUUUAGCACAUUGUUACAAGUGACAAUGAAAACCUAACAUUAAAGUACAAGAGUCAAGAUCCCAACUAAAGCAAACGCUGAUCACAAUAAUGGUGGUUUGUUGAAAAUUUUUACAACAUUUUUUCAACAUUAAUUGUGGGUGCAAAAGUGAUGUUCAUUCAAUGCAAUUAAUGUUGACAAAUCAACAAUGUUUACCAUUGAUUAAAUGGUUGCUUGCUAUCAGGAUUACUUCCAUAACAUUUCUUUCAGACUAGGGGAAAGACAACAUCCAAAAUACAAAUUUAAGUUUUUAUUUAAUAACACUUCAACUAUAUCCAUCUACGUAUAGUUUUCAAUUUGUUAGAAAUUUGUUUGUAUCUAACACCCAGUCAGCUAAGUUUUUCUCUGGUACUCCAAACUCUAUUAACAAUCUUCUAUCAGCCAAGAAGUUGACAGAGUAGAGCAGAGUUUAUUGAAUAAUCAUAGUUGCAUUUGUUUAUUCAAAUGAAACUAUGCUCAGACUGAAACACAUGGCCAGCCCAAAUCCAACAAAUGUUAUUAUACCACAAAAUAAUAGAAAUGGAAAUAUUGCUUCAUAACAAUUGUCCACUGAUGUUAAAAACCUUGAAAUGGAGACAUUCUCUGAUCUAUUACUUAUGAAGACAAACAUCCCUUAAAACCACACAUCAUAAGACUAAAUAACAAUGGAAAAAUAAUAUAAAAUAUAAUAUAACUGACUAAUCAAUUAAUAAAAUUAAAUGACUGGUUUAAAUGAUUAUUAUAAAUAAUCUUAUGAUUAAAUGGAAUAAUAAAAUGAUUAAAUGAUAAAUGAUUAUAAAUGAAUGAUUAUAAAAUAAAGAAUAAAUCAACACA
Messenger RNA from Onychostoma macrolepis, 6154 nucleotides. Its product is annotated as NACHT, LRR and PYD domains-containing protein 3-like. Gene Ontology annotation, molecular function: protein binding. NCBI's taxonomy places the organism in Eukaryota, Metazoa, Chordata, Actinopteri, Cypriniformes, Cyprinidae. The record is from RefSeq and is a predicted model, not a curated record.